Molecule: messenger RNA, 639 nt
Organism: Klebsormidium nitens
Lineage: Eukaryota; Viridiplantae; Streptophyta; Klebsormidiophyceae; Klebsormidiales; Klebsormidiaceae
Source: the annotation of a GenBank genome assembly
AUGGCGUCCGACCUGCGUUUCCACUGGGAGAGUGGCUCGUCAUCCCCUGAAGGAUUAGGAAAGGGCAUCGAAGGUAGGUCUUGCUGGUGUCCUGAGCAAGAAGAGGCCUGCUUCGGUUAUGUGCCUACCUCUCUAUUCCCUUGGUCCUACGGGAGCAGUUUCAGAAAGCGGACGUGCUUAACGCCACCAGGCAACCCCGAGGCGUCUCCGCAUUGCGGCAUCCCUGCUGGUCCUCAGAGCUUUGCGAGCAAGAGGGCUUCAGUCGAAACCUCAGUCGGCGAGCCUAACCUCGGUUCGCCAGUGCGGAAGCGAGGAGGGCUUGGAUGGAAGCGUCCACGGGUCAUCCUCUUGCAAGAGUUGGAGGAACAGCAGCAGCUGCCCCCGCGGCCCUCUCUUGAGGAGGAGAAGAGCCCACAAAGCGGUCUUGGAUGCGAUCAAGAGAAGGGGUGGGAAGAUGAUCGGCAGGCCCAGGUACAACGCCCGUAGUUCAAGAACGAUUCUAGAUCAGCGCGCAGACCAGUCGACUGAGUAGAAGUCACCAUCUAUGUAGCAAUGAUGUGGACAUCAGCCUUUGUAGCCACUUGUGAUACGGACCUUUUGCUGGUGCGUGUUCUGAUGUAAAAGACCCAUAUACCGAGC